Messenger RNA from Penicillium salamii, 714 nucleotides. NCBI's taxonomy places the organism in Eukaryota, Fungi, Ascomycota, Eurotiomycetes, Eurotiales, Aspergillaceae. The record is from the annotation of a GenBank genome assembly.
AUGUCGACCGAUCGUACCUCCCCUAUUUCGGUGCCAAACCCGGAGAACCGCCAGCGUCGGGGGUCUAUCGCCGACCUGUUCUCCCGGUCCAACGCCACCCAGGCUCCCCAGGCUCAGGCCAAUCAAAACCAAAACCAACGCCGAAUGUCUAUCACCACUCUUGGCUUAUCAGGCUCGCCCACACAAACCAAUACGUUUGGUAAUCGGAAUGGGAGCCUUCGUCGAGGUAGCCUCUCCAGCUCGAUCGGAUCCAUCCCCAAUGAGGAUGCCGUCGAAGAUACGGAAGGCACCUCCCCCAACUCGCAGUUUGCGAGACGGGUCUCCUUCGGGGCUCAGGCCCUACGUGAUGCGCGUGGAGGAUCGAUUGGCACUGGUAGAGCUCCCCCUCCCUCUGUUGUUGGCCCUCGUCGCUCUCCCCCACCUGGUUCGGCCAUUGUGGCCACCCGCUCUCCCGCAAGUAUCUCAACCUCUCCUCAGGAUGAGAGAUCUAACGCAUCCCGCCAAAUCCUAGGCGAAGGCUUUAACUGGUCCGAGGCCCUCCGCUCCCGUGCUGAGCGUGCCCCUUCCCUCAGCGGCCCCCGCCAGAACGGGCACCACCGUGCCACCUCCAUCGCGUCCAUGGAGACCCCCAGUCGGGAUAUGCCCCGCCAGCCCAAGCAGAACAAGCCUGAUUUCUUCCAGGAGAAGAUUUUGCGGGGCGACUUCAUGGACUAG